Kwoniella botswanensis is the source of this 1080-nucleotide messenger RNA. RefSeq lists its product as uncharacterized. Lineage: Eukaryota; Fungi; Basidiomycota; Tremellomycetes; Tremellales; Cryptococcaceae. The record is from RefSeq and is a predicted model, not a curated record. Bases 1 to 1080 code for a protein of 359 amino acids. The transcript has 3 exons.
AUGUCGUCAGGAAAAGGAGGCACCAAGCGAUCUAGGAAAGCCGGCUCUGGAAGCAGACCUGCCAGCCAAGCUCGAUUGGGCGAUGAUCUGCAUCCCAAACCUCACUCAGACAGUAGUAGAGCAAGUUCGGUCGCGCGAUCGCACGCUGGUGCUACUUUAGACGAAUUUUUUGAUUUCGGCGGCGAUAAUGACUCAUCUGCUGGGUUGGGUUUCUCACCCUUGGAGGCGGGUGGCGGUGAUGGCGACAACCCGGAACUCAGCUUUGAUCUGGGCGGAGGCAAUUCUGAAUCUCACGGUGAUGCAGAAGAACCAUUGUUCUCAGAUGAUUUCUGGAGGAACAAUUCAUAUACUUCGAUUGGGCAAAACGCCACCAGCGAUACAUCUAUCGGAAUGACUGCUACAUCAACCUCCGCAUCGGGGUUACGGGAAAGCGCAGAUACUGCCUUUCUAGGUUAUACCGCGCAAGAAGAGGAAGACACACUUACUGCUAUAAGAUUAGAUGCGGACCCUCGAAGGGAGGGUGCACCCACGGAUCACCCAGUGGCUAUUAGACCGCUGGAGGAAUACGUCAAGCCUAUCACUGAUAGUAGUCAAAGAGCAGUUUUCAAACAAAUCGUCAAAUCCCAUUUAUUGUUUUACACCGAACAAGAGUUGACUUGUACUUUCAACCACAAACUAGUUGAGGAGACCGGGUGUGUCCCAAGGAAAUUCAGAAGCCAGUGUUAUGAUAGAGAGGCGAAGGAGAGAUCCAAGUUUUUCCUUGAAUAUCUCAGAGACCAUAUGGACACAGACAGAAGAACGAUGCAAUUCAGUCAGGAUAUUGCUAAUAAUACAGAUGAUGCGACUCUCCCAAAGGAAGCUGUCAUGAGAAUUAUACAAAGUACAAGGGAAACCCUUUAUCCUCACUUCAAAACGCAUCUUGCGUUCCAUGCAGCCACCAGAAUUGCCAUUAGUCAAUCUGAUCUAGAUGUAAGCAGAGAAGAACAGGAGGACAUCGAUGCUGCCAUUCGAGCUAGCUUGCAAGACUCCCGAAACGAGGCCGCCGGCGAGGGAAGUAGUACGGGUAUCCCAAGGCGAUGA